UGAGUUUGGUAAUGAAUACCUCUCUAAUGUUGAGUCCAUAGGGCUUCCAAUGUCACGACACUCUGGAAAAACAACAGGGGAAGGGAUUGGUGCAAGUAAACUAGUGACCAUGUCAGACAUCGAAUUGGAACAAGCACAUUUGUAUGUAUUACACAAUGCUGAUGAGGUUGAGCCAUAUGUUGAAAAGCACAAGGAAAUCCUUCAAAGUUUGAACCCUAACAGGAGUGAAAAUUGGUUAACAAGAGAGCAUAAUCAAAGUUUCAUAUCAUGGCUAAAAGAACAUAUUUUUUCAGAAAUUGCCAAAAAUCCUUAUUCAAUUUCAGAAAGAUUGAGAUGGUUAGCAAAUGGUCCUAAUUCAAAUGUUCUAUCGUACUCUGGUUAUAUAAUUAAUAAGUAUACAUUUUAUACCAAAGAACAUGAUCACCAAAGCACUAUGCAAAAUAGCGGUGUCACACUCAUAGCUGAAUCUGUGCAUAUCUCAAGUUCCAAAGACAGAAAUCCUGCAUUUUCCAAAUUGUCAUAUUUUGGGGUCAUUGAACGUAUUUGGGAGUUGGAUUACUCAUGCUUUCAAGUUCCCAUGUUUGGUUGCAAGUGGGUUGACAACAACAAUGGCCUUCAAGUUGACCCUGGGUUCAUGAAGGUCGAUCUUAAUAAAGUGGGUUAUAAAGACGAGCCUUUUAUUUUAGCAUCACAAGCUCACCAAGUAUUCUAUGUCACUGAUCCCGCCGAUGAAAAGUGGUCUAUUGUGUUUCUAAGUAACAAAAUAAAUGAUCACCACACUCAAAGUAUAGACGUUGAGGAUGAUCCUUUCUUUAAUACAUCGCAAUCCCUUGAGGAUGAAUCAAUUAUAGAUGAUACUCUUUAUAUGAGAAACGAUCACAAUGAUGGGAUUUGGAUCAAUCCAUCAUUUUAUGUAACUAGAAAAAACAAAAGUAGGAAUCCAAUUACAAGGAAGAGGAAAAGGAAGUCAUGAUCUUGUAUGGUUUAUUAAUCUAAGUGUCAUCCCAUGUUUUUGUCGCAUCGCUUGAAAAUUGUCUUAAAUGUUAAAUAUGGUUGCUUCUAAUGAUGAAAGUGGAUCGUCUAGUUCAAAAACAGUUGGUAAACGUGGUGUGACCCGAUUGCAAACAAUUCACAAAGCCAAAAGCAAUGGAAAGAGGAUUGAGGUUCAAUGGAAUGCAAGGGGUCAACCAAUCAAGCAUAAUAGCAAGAGUUUUGCUAGUUAUAUUGGUAUCACAGUUCGUCGGUUAGUUCCAAUUAGUUUGGACAGUUGGAGUGCAAAAAAAAAUAAAGAGGCUAUAGGGGUUUAUAAGCAAAACAUUUGGGAUGAAAUUGAA
Molecule: messenger RNA, 1334 nt
Organism: Vicia villosa (hairy vetch)
Lineage: Eukaryota; Viridiplantae; Streptophyta; Magnoliopsida; Fabales; Fabaceae
Exons: 3
Coding region: 50-973 (307 amino acids)
Source: RefSeq, a predicted model, not a curated record